AUGGACAGAAAGGAUAUCCUCUACCUGGCGGUCAUCCUCGGCCUGUCUGCGGGUCUGGGAAAUGGACAGAUGCUCGCAUGCCAGAUGACCUCAGGCUUUGCAAUUGACAGCCUAGUGUGCUUUCAUUUACAGCCAAUGAUGCAAUAUUUAUAUUUCCCCUUCAAUUCUUUUCUUCAUACAGGAAACAUGAUCUCUCCUGUAAGUUACCAUGUCUGCAAACGGGAAGUGACUGUAAAUGUCUCCAAGGUGGUCCUUUUCCAGAAGCAACAUGAGGAGAAAUCCUUGUGUAUGGGAUGGAUUCCAUUGAAGUUGUGUUCCAGGACUUAUUAUGUGACGGAGUACCGGACCAUACUGGUUCCUGACACCAUGGUCAUUAAAGAGUGCUGCGAAGGCUACGAGCCUGUGGGCCAUUACUGUGCCAUGUCUGCGAACAGUCCAAAGUUAACCGCCACCAGGCCCGGCGCCUGUCCUGCCAAAAUAGAUGACUGGGUCCUGUGCCCCGAGUGCACAGAGGAUUAUGGCUGUCCUGGAUUCCAAAAAUGUUGUGACACUUCCGCUGGAUCUUUUUGUGUGUCUCCCGAACUUCCAGCUUUGGAUCGGAACACAAUCAAAUUUUGGUACAACGGAACAAUCACUAUAAAAAUGAAAUUUUUGGAACUGCUACAGCUGGACCCGGGUUAUGCCAAUCACACGAGACUACUGCAUGCAAUGGUCACUGGAGCAUUGUGGCCGCUAGAGGCAGUGGUGCACCAUAUCUCCACGCAGCCUGCUGGCCCUUUCACCAUCGUAUCUCGCAUCCUUAUUGGUAUAAACGAGUCGGUACCCCUUCAGGUCAUUUCAACGUCACUCAGCAAUAUUGCGAUUCGCCUGCCAGAAGUGAUCAACAUCCAGAUAGACGAUCUGGAUGAAUGUCUCCACCGCGAGCUUGGUGCGUGCCCACCACUCCACCAUUGUGUCAAUACAGAGGGUUCCUACAUCUGCAGCAAGCCAAACUGCACCCAUCUGCCUCCACUGGGACAAGGCUGCUCCACAUUUCUCAAUCACAGCAUCAGUAACGUUACUACUAGCGGAUUUCACAUUCGUUGGAGUACUGACUGCCCCGACAGCCACCUUUAUAACAUACAGAUAUCCUCAGAGAAAAUUCACCGGAGUGUCAACGUAUCCGAGACAUCCCGGAACAUAAGUGGGCUGAAUGCUGGGGAACUCUACACCGUCCUGGUGACAUUCCGCAACUGUUCUGGAGAGACGCAGUUAUGGAAGGAGAGAGUGAAAACAGAGGGGCAAAUAAUGAACGGAUCUCUGAAGAUCGAUAACUGGAACCUCACGGGAGACAUGCAGAAUCCGAAUUCUACCCAAUAUGGAGACUUUGUAGAGAAAUUCAUCGAUGAGGUGAAGCUGUCUCUGUCUGGUCACGUCCCCCCGGAUCAGGUAUCUGUACACAUCGUGUCCUUGUCACCCGGCAGUAUUGUGGUGAAUUUCCUCAUCAUCAUCAAUGACAUGAAGAAUCACACCGACGUCACAGUGUCCUCCUUGUCCGCCAUCAGCCACAACUCCACCUUCCAGGUCGAUCCGCAGUCUAUAAAAAUCGCAGAUUUCAAUGAAUGUCUGUCGCCUUCGGAUAAUGAUUGUGACAUCCACGCAGACUGCAAAAAUCUAGACACCUCAUUCACCUGUGAAUGUCACCCGACGUACAUUGACCGAGAUCCCCGCAGACCAGGAAGGAAGUGUGAAGGUAUGGCAGUAGGUGGUCCAUCGAUGACUUCCAUGGCAAGCACGCAUUCUACAAACCCUAAAGACACUUCCCCUCCAACCACCUCCUCAGCUGCGGAACAUAUCAUACAGGUCACUGGGCAAUCUACACAAUCUGCCACUGCUCCAACAGACCACCUAAACUCCACUGCAUCUACACCUGAGAUUUUGAAGACCGGACAGUUUGUAUCAAGCACACCUACAACAGUCACUAUAGUGCCAUCUCCCCCUGGAGCAAGCAAAACAACGCCUCAGGAUGCGACAACGCCGAAGGAUCCAAAGUUCACAACAAUACAUCCAUCCACCAGCAAUAAUGGAAGAACCACCCUGGCAUUGGCUGAGCACUCACCGACUGACCCAACAACGACGUCAACCACCAGCAAUAAUGGAAGAACCACCCUGGCAUUGGCUGAGCACGUAACGACUGACCCAACAAUUACGUCAUCCACCAGCAAUAAUGGAUCAACCACCCUGGCAUUGGCUGAGCACUCAAUGACUGACCCAACAACGACGUCAACCACCAGCAAUAAUGGAAGAACCACCCUGGUAUUGGCUGAGCACUUAACGACUGACCCAACAACGACCUCAACCACCAGCAAUAAUGGAAGAACCACCCUGGCAUUGGCUAAGCACCCAAUGACCUCCACAAUUCCAAAACUCACUGCAGCCCAAGAGCGUAUGUGCUCAUCCAUGCCUAUGUCUAAAAAUCCACAUGUUGAAUCCACCAGUACACCCCUCAUGGCUCUUCAGGCUAUGACAACACAUCCUACCAGCAGCCUGACUCUGAGAGAUGCCAGCAAAGUAAUAUGUGAGACGGGGAAAAUUGGCAUCUCCAUUAAGAAAGACUUCCUGAGAAUGAUGUCUAUCUCCAGCCAUUCUCUGUUUCUUGGAAGCCCGGAGUGUUCUGUGAACUGCAGCACAGACACCCACAUCCUCUUGCUAGCUGGCUGGAAAGACUGCAACACGGAAUUAUUCAGGAAUAAUACUCACACUGUGGUGAACUCAACCCUGUACAUCGGCUUAGCCACAACAUCACAAAACGUCACACCAGGGGCGGUCAUUUUAAUUCGCUGUGUCUUCCAGAAUGACAUCCUGUUGUCCAGCGGAUACAAUCCUGCUGGAGGGAUUUACACCAUCAUCGAAAACCUAGAAGGCCAAGGAUCCUUCCGUCCGGAAUUCCAACUGUUUCUUGGUGAUCAGCCCAUCAUGCCAAACUUCACACUAUCCGCCACAGAUGACGUAACGGUUCGAAUAGGGAUCAAGACAGAAGACAGCCAGCUCAAAGUUGUCAUCAGUGAAUGCUGGGCAACGACAACGGAAAAUGCCUACGAUCCCAUGUCUUUCCCCUUCAUCAAAAGCAGCUGUGCCUUGCCAAACACCUUCACCACCAUCCAGACCAAUGGCAUCUCCAGCAACGCUACCUUCCAAACAAAGAUCUUCUCCUUUGUCAACAAACCCAUCGUGUACCUGCACUGCCGACUGUACGUGUGCCAGGAGGACACGCCUAAUGCCUGCAGACCGUCAUGUAGCAGUUACCGAGCUUCUGCCAGGAGCGGUGACAUCCUCAAAGAAGUCACUCAGAUGGGACCCCUGCGGAUGGCCAGCCGAUCCCAUGACUCGGAUGGAGCAACUAAUGCCACACUCAGCCCAGGUUACAUCAUCCUUAUUGCCAUCGGUGCCCUUGCUGUGAUUUCCAUUGCCAUCGCCAUCUUGGUCUGCUGGCAUCAACGGAGGACCGGGAACUACAACUUCAAAAUGAAUAUCCGGGACGUCGGCUACCAAGUGUUUUCCAACUAGAGGCUACGGGACAGAAGCCUUUUA
Messenger RNA from Nanorana parkeri, 3570 nucleotides. RefSeq names its product uromodulin-like 1. NCBI's taxonomy places the organism in Eukaryota, Metazoa, Chordata, Amphibia, Anura, Dicroglossidae. The transcript has 18 exons. The coding region runs from base 1 to 3546 and encodes 1181 amino acids. Gene Ontology annotation, molecular function: peptidase inhibitor activity; protein binding; calcium ion binding. Gene Ontology annotation, cellular component: extracellular region; cell surface. The record is from RefSeq and is a predicted model, not a curated record.